Molecule: messenger RNA, 1842 nt
Organism: Psylliodes chrysocephalus
Lineage: Eukaryota; Metazoa; Arthropoda; Insecta; Coleoptera; Chrysomelidae
Source: the annotation of a GenBank genome assembly
CUAAGACUUGUGAAUUUAAUAUGAAAAUUUCGGCAUCAUUAUAGUGUUUCUAAGUUCAGGGGUAAACAGUGAUUUGUAUUGUUAAUGAACACGCUGUUUUAAAAUUUUUAAAGUGAUUUUAGUUUUACAACUGAUGAGCGAGUCAGAGACAUACUAAAACAAUUUGAAAUGGUAGAGUUGAGACCUAUCUAUCUUCGAAGUCGGUGGAAGUAAUGUCUGAAGUAACGUCUACUCAAGAUAGUUAUGAUCUAAUUGUACUUGGAGGAGGAUCGGGUGGCAUAGCGGCAGCGAAAGAAGCACAAAAUUUGGGAGCCAAAGUAUGUCUUUUGGAUUACGUUACGCCCAGUCCCAGAGGUAACAAAUGGGGUCUAGGAGGUACAUGUGUCAAUGUAGGAUGUAUUCCUAAAAAAUUUAUGCAUCACGCUUCGAUAUUAGGUGACUCUAUAGUCGACGCACAGUACUACGGUUGGGAAAUUCCUGAAUCUAAGAAUAUUUCACUUAAUUGGGAAACUUUAAGGAAAGCUAUUCAUGAUCAUAUCAAAUCAGUCAAUUGGUUAAUAAGAGUUGAUCUUAGAGAUAGGAAAAUCGAAUAUAUUAACGGUUUUGGAGUUUUUGUAGAUGCGAAUACAAUUAGUACAGUCGCAAAGGGAGUAGAACGAAAAUUAGUUGGAAAGUACAUUUUAAUCGCAAUAGGAGGUAGGCCCCGUUAUCCUGAUAUUCCCGGCGCUAUGGAAUAUGGGAUUACAAGCGAUGAUAUUUUCUUUUUAAAGAAUCCUCCUGGUAAAACUUUAGUUGUUGGUGCUAGUUACAUUGCAUUAGAAAGUGCAGGGUUUUUAAAUGGUCUAGGUUACAACGCAACUAUUAUGAUGAGAUCUGUCCCUCUUAGAGGAUUUGAUAGGCAAAUGGCCGAAAUUAUUAAAACAGAACUGGAAGACAGAGGUGUAAGUUUUCUGAAAAAAUGUUUGCCUACCAACAUUGAAAAAUUAGAUGAUGACAAAUUAAAAGUGACCUGGAAAAAUGAUAGUGAUGAAGUUUUUAGCGACAACUUUGAUACAGUUCUCUUCGCAAUUGGAAGGAUGGCUAAGACAAAAGAACUGGAACUAGAAAAUGCUGGUGUCAAGGUUGCAGCAGAUGGUGAUAAAAUAGAUGUUGUAAAUGAACAGACAAAUGUGCCCAAUAUUUACGCUGUUGGAGAUGUUUUAUACAAAAAACCAGAGUUGACGCCUGUAGCCAUACUUGCUGGUAAGUUAUUGGCUAAAAGAUUAUUCUCCAAUUCCACACAAAAUAUGGAUUACGAUACUAUUCCUACAACUGUAUUUACUCCUUUAGAAUACGGCUCAGUCGGCAUGAGUGAAGAAAGAGCAAUUGAGAGAUUUGGUGAAGACAGCCUCGAGAUUUAUCAUGGAUAUUACAAACCAACAGAAUUUUUCAUACCUCAAAGGAGUUAUAGAAAUUGUUAUUUGAAAAUAAUUACAAAAAGAGAAGGUGAUCAGUACGUUCUAGGAAUGCAUUUCAUCGGACCAAAUGCCGGUGAAGUUAUACAAGGAUUCGCCGCUGCAAUGAGGCUCUGCUUAACAUACAAAGAUCUUGUAGAUACGAUAGGAAUCCAUCCUACUAUAGCAGAAGAAUUUAUACGAUUAUCUAUUACCAAGCGAUCAGGAAAAGACCCAAAUCCGUCAGCUUGUUGCAACUAAUUUAGCAAAUAUAGCAAGAUGAUGAAUUUGAAUUUUGGACUGUUCUUCUAUUUAAAGCAUGCAUGCAUAUAAAGCUACAUUCGCGAAAACAUUGUUUUAGGUCUUUCCAAACAAUGAAAAGGUUUCCUUAAAAUAAGAAAAAAGAGUA